This is a messenger RNA of Didymodactylos carnosus, 1803 nucleotides long. The record is from the annotation of a GenBank genome assembly. NCBI's taxonomy places the organism in Eukaryota, Metazoa, Rotifera, Eurotatoria, Philodinida, Philodinidae.
AUGGAAUUUCAGAAAUUGAAUGAUCUCGAACGAUCAUCGAUAAUUGUUCAAUAUAUCAAUACUGAACCAAUCGAAUUUUAUCCAACAGUAGAUGGUACCGAUCUUGUUCAAGAUGUUUUACGCCGACAAUUAUCAAAAAAUGAAGAAAAUAUUUUUGGUGCCGACGGAUCAAUAUCGCUUGAAGAUGGUGAAUUUUUGAAAUUUUUACCUGCUGAUACAAGACAUCGUACACUUCAUAUACCCAUUGAACAGUUGGCAUAUUGUGGUGCUUUAAGACGUAUGAAACGAAGUGAUGAUGGUGAUCAUGAUGGUAUGAGUGAUAAUGUAGUUCGACGUGAAUUUGAGAAUGUUGACUUAGCUAAUCGUUAUCCACAACUAGUUAUUGGUCCACCCGUAUUCGUUGCCAUAUUUUUUGGAUUUGAUAAUGCAUUAUGUUAUACAUUUUUAACUCAAAAUACUGAAGAUGCCCGUUUACUGGUAAUGAAACUAAUGAGAGCGUAUAAUACGUUAGAAGCGCGACCGCAUGUUUCGCAAGGUCAACAACAAACCAACCUUGAUCAUCAUCAUCAUCAUCAUCAAUCUUCACCUCCAAAUAUUUCACCUUCACAGGGAGGAUUAUUCGGUGCUGUUCCCCAACAAAAAAAUCAACAGCAACCAUUUUUUUCAUCGCCAUCAAUCAAUACAAGUGGUGGGAGUAAUUCACAACCAAUAAUGUUUCGUAGUGGUCAACAAUAUAAUAUGGAUAAUGACGCAAUAAUACAACGAUUGUUACAAAAUCCAAAUGUACAAAUGAUGAAUCCACCAUUUACCUCGCAUCUAAUUGAUGACAUACCUGUAUUAUCGCCAUCGUCAACAGCAGCAACCAACAUGACGCCUGGACUUACCGAUCAACUAUCAUAUCUGAAUUUAAAUCCUGGUAGCGGUUUUACAACGAGUGGUAGUGGUGUUCAUUUGAUCGAUUCAUCAUCGGCAGUACCGAGUAUCUGUUAUCCCACACAAACAAAUGAGUUUCCGCAAGAUGUUUCCCUUUCGGGCACGCCACAUAUUAUUUAUAAACCAAAUAAUCAGGAAGUUGUCUAUAAGCAAAAUAUCAUGGUUCAAAUACAACCAGUUCCUGAACAACAACCACCAAUUAUUUGCCGACAAGUACCACCAAGCCCUCCAACUCCACCACCAAUUGUCGUUCGAGAAAGACCGCCAAUGAUGCCACCAAUGAGUCAACCAUUAGUUAUUGAAAAACGUCUUCCUCCGAUAAAUGUGCCACGACAAGUAAUAAUUGAACGAUUUCCACCUCCCCCUCCCAAACCACCAGCAAUCAUCUACGAAAAAUAUCUUCCUCAACAACCGCAACGACGGCCCGUUAUCGUUCAACGUGAACGAUGUGUUCAACAAGCUCCUAGACGUCGUGUUAUUGUUCGCACAGCGCCACAAUCUCAAACAGCUAAUAUUUGUGUUCCUCAAACGACGACGACAACAGCUGUUCAACAACAGCAACCAAAUGUUAGUUAUGUUCAACCUCAACCACAAGUCGUACAACAACUUGUACCCGUUUUUGCUACACAACAGCGUGUUAUACAACCGAAAGGUGUUCGUGUUGUUCGACAAGUAAUCGGUCCCGCUCAACAACAGCAAUCCCAAAUUAUUAAUUCACCACCUAUAGUGCAGGCCUUUCCUGCAAAUGCUGGUGGCUAUAUACCAACUGGAGUAGAAAACGCCAUUAGUUAUGCACAACCGGCAUUAAAUCAGAUAGCUACCCCUCAACAAUAUAUGGGACAACCUCAAUUCACUUAUGUGACAUCUUAA